GAGCUUUGGCCGUUUCCUCUCUCUCUCUCUCUCUCUCUCUCUCUCAGUCACACUUCUCAAUCUGCUUCUCCUCCGCCGUUUCUCUGGAAAAUUAAUUUCACAUUCAACAAUUAACCCCCAAAAGGCAAAACCCCCUUUCUAUCUCUCUCUCCUCCUCCUCCUCCGUUCUCUUUCUUCUCCAUCUUUCACUCUCUGUGCCUCUGGCGCCAUUGUUAUCCUUCUUCAAGCUCGUUUCUUUGGACUGCCCAGCUGAAACUAAAAAGGAAUGGGCUGCGCCCAGUCCAAGGUGGACAACGAGGAAUCAGUGACGAGAUGCAAGGAGCGGAAAAUCCUGAUGAAGGAGGCGGUGGCGGCGAGGAACGCCUUCGCCGCCGCUCACUCCGGCUACGCCGUGUCCCUGAAGAACACCGGCGCCGCUCUCAACGACUACGCCCACGGGGAAGCGGACCCAUCUCAGGCCGCCAAUCUAGAGCAGCAGGCUCCGCUAGAUGCAGGGUCGGAGCAGCCGCCAUUGCCGCCGCCGCCUCCUCCGAUUGACAAUCUCCCGCCGCCUCCGCCUCCUCUGCCGAGCUUCUCCCCUAGCCCUGGCCCUCCAAUCAAGCGCGCAAUCAGCAUGCCCGCGAUUUCGCUGAAGCAGAGGGGCCGGCGAGAUUUGGACUCCGUCGCUAUUGCUGAAGAAGACGAAGAGGAGGAGGAGGAGGAGGAGGAGGAAGAAGAGGAAUUGGAUCACGGGAUUCGAAACGGGAAUAGAGGAAAUAAGAACAGAGAUGCACCGCCACCACCGCCGUCGGGAAAUCACCAGGUGCCGCCGAUGCCGGAGGCGAAGGGCAUGGCUUGGGAUUACUUCUUCAUGGUGGACAGUAUGCCCGGCCCGACCCUUGAUCCCGAAGACAACUAUGAGGAAGACGAUGGGGAGGCAGAGAGACAGAACGCGAAUGGUAAUUUUGGGGGAAAUGUGGACGAUGACGAUGAGCCCAGGACGCCGGAGAUAACUCCGGGGAAGGCGAAGGCCGUCCCGAGGGAGGAAGAGGAAGGAGAUGCUACAAGAGGGAAGCAGAUUGAGCAUUCUAAAACGGCUCCGCCGGAGUUCAUGAGAGUUGGGAAGAAGGCUGCUGCCGGGAGUGUGGAUUUGAUGCAGGUCUUAGGUCAGAUCGAUGAUCAUUUCCUUAGGGCUUCAGAGAGCACUCAGGAGGUCUGCAAGAUGCUCGAAGCGACUCGACUCCAUUACCAUUCCAAUUUUGCUGACAAUAGAGGGCACAUUGAUCAUUCUGCCAGGGUUAUGCGUGUGAUUACGUGGAAUAAUAAGUCGUUUAAAGGUGUAAGCAGCGGUGGAGAAGGAGGGAAUGAUGAAUUCGAUUCAGACGAUUACGAAACCCAUGCCACUGUUCUGGACAAGUUGAUGGCAUGGGAGAAGAAACUCUAUGAUGAAGUCAAGCAAGGUGAGCUGAUGAAGCUCGAGUACAAAAGGAAGGUGGCAUUGCUCAACAAGCAGAAGAAACGCGGUGCGAGUGCUGAAUCCUUGGAGAAGACUAAAGCUGCUGUGAGCCAUUUGCACACGAGAUAUAUAGUUGACAUGCAGUCCAUGGACUCGACUGUCUCGGAAGUUAAUCAUAUACGCGAUCAGCAGUUGUAUCCUAAGCUGGUUGCUCUUGUCGAAGGGAUGUCGAAGAUGUGGGGAAGCAUGUCAAUCCACCACGAUAGCCAGCUGAAGAUCGUAACAGACCUCAAAUCGCUUGAUAUAGCCCACGCCAUCCGAGAAACAACGAGGCAGCAUCAUGAACAAACCGCACAAUUGUGUGAUGUUGUCGAGAAAUGGCAUGACCAAUUCAAUCAUCUCGUCACGCAUCAGAAGCAAUACAUAAGCUGUCUCAACAGCUGGCUAAAGCUGAACCUCAUCCCCAUAGAGAGCAGCCUGAAGGAGAAGAUAUCGUCACCACCUCGAGUCCAGACCCCGCCCAUCCAACCUUUGCUCCACGCGUGGCACGACCACCUCGAGAAGCUCCCCGACGAGAUCUCGAAAUCCGCCAUCUCAUCGUUCGCAGCAGUGAUCACGACCAUCAAGCUCCACCAGGAGGAAGAGAUGAAGCUGAAGGAGAAGUGCGAAGAAACUCGCAGGGAGUACAUACGAAAGAGGCAGGCGUUCGAGGAUUGGCACCAGAAGUACGUCAUGAAGAGAGCCCCGACGCCUUUGGAGGACGAAAAUGGUGGUGGUGAUCGAACCGGAGACCCGGUGGCGGAGAGGCUGUUUGCUGUGGAGACCCUGCAGAAGAGGCUGGAGGAGGAAGUGGAAGCUCACCAGAGGCAUUGCCUUCAGGUGAGGGAGAAGUCGCUGGGCAGCCUUAAGAUCCGCCUGCCCGAGCUGUUUCGUGCCAUGUCGGACUAUUCUCAUGCGUGUUUUGAUUCGUACGAGAGGCUGCGGUCGAUCGUUCAGCGGCAGCAGAAUGGUGGUGGUGGUGUUCGUGGGGCGUCGUGACACAAUGUGAGGGUCUGUUGCGUGUUUAAGGGGUAAAUUAUGGAUGGAAACUAGGGAAGUGUUAAAUGUGUAGUUAGAAAUACGCUGCUUGCUUUGCAAGGUAGCAGUGUCCUCUCCUGUGAAACUCAGCAGGGGAUUUUGGUAGUGAGUAGUGAGUCAUUUUUGGUUUUCUUUGCUUUGUUUUCUGCGACUCCAUCUAACUGUUUAUCUUAAUAUAGAGCUAUAUAAUGUUAAACCAUUCGAUUCGUUGUCUGACGGAUGAUUUGACUUCGCUUCCCAGUUCCCACAGCUUUUCCUUCCCACCCUGCAACGUUCGCAUUGCAGGAUCGUAUCUACUGGUUGUAUCGAUUGUUUUAUCAUUAUGGUUUUACCACAGUUUUGGUGUAGA
Messenger RNA from Linum tenue, 2861 nucleotides. The record is from the annotation of a GenBank genome assembly. Lineage: Eukaryota; Viridiplantae; Streptophyta; Magnoliopsida; Malpighiales; Linaceae.